ACAGUUUCCAAGAUGAACUCAACACGUACACAGCUCUACGCCGCAGCCGCAUUCUUCCUGGUCCUCUUGACUGUGGCCAACUGUCAGCUGACCUUCUCGCCAGACUGGGGCAAACGUUCGGUCGGUGGCAGUGUUGUGGGCGGUGGUGGUAGUGGUUUCUUCGAUACACAGCCCAGUGGCAAUUGCAAGACCUCAAAUGAGAUGCUGCUCGAAAUAUUCCGCUUUGUACAGGCAGAAGCGCAACUCUUUCUUGACUGUAAACACCGCGAGUAGAAGCCAAGCGACGCUAAUCAAACACUAAAAAAAAAACUUUUUAAUCAUAAACCAUCGAUAUUUAAUGUGUAUUUGUUUAAUAAUUAAUUUUUGGGGUAGUCGGCAUUAGUUUUACUAGAAUUCGGUUUAAAAUCGUAAAUUAUUUUAUAUUAAAUUAAUGGAAAACAUUAAGUAAUAUCAUUAA
Molecule: messenger RNA, 457 nt
Organism: Ceratitis capitata (Mediterranean fruit fly)
Lineage: Eukaryota; Metazoa; Arthropoda; Insecta; Diptera; Tephritidae
Product: adipokinetic hormone
Exons: 3
Coding region: 13-273 (86 amino acids)
Cellular component (GO): extracellular region
Molecular function (GO): hormone activity
Source: RefSeq, a predicted model, not a curated record